This is a messenger RNA of Leptidea sinapis, 897 nucleotides long. RefSeq lists its product as uncharacterized. Gene Ontology annotation, cellular component: plasma membrane. NCBI's taxonomy places the organism in Eukaryota, Metazoa, Arthropoda, Insecta, Lepidoptera, Pieridae. The record is from RefSeq and is a predicted model, not a curated record. Gene Ontology annotation, molecular function: odorant binding; olfactory receptor activity. The transcript is spliced from 2 exons. The coding region runs from base 1 to 897 and encodes 298 amino acids. Gene Ontology annotation, biological process: sensory perception of smell; detection of chemical stimulus involved in sensory perception of smell.
AUGGAAACUUUAUCAGAAUGGUUUAAAAUAAACUUUAAAAUCUACAAGAUAUUCGGAUUAUGGCCAGGAGAAAGGCCACAUGGCGCUUAUAAAUAUUAUUCUAUUAUAUUUUUAUUUAUCGCUUUCGUUACUUUCAGUUCCUUGUGGUGGAUUAACUUGAUAUUUAUUCCAAGGAAAAUAGAAGUUAUAGUUCCUGAUGUUGUUUUUAUCUUUACGGAAAUUGUCAUGAUUAUCAAGGCUCUUAUGAUAAUGUUUAAGCGCAAAGAUCUUGUAGAAGCUCUCAAAAUGUUAGACUCUAAACCCUUCCAGGGGAGAGAUACUGCAAGUAUUAACAUAGUUGUCAGAUAUAAAAGAAACUACAGACUAUAUUGGUUAAUCUAUACUAUUCUGGCACACAUUGCGUAUGUUUUGCGAAUGUUUAUACCGUUAUUCUCUCACGUGAUAUAUAAUACGACCCUAGAGUUGCCGAUAUGUAGUUUUUCAUUUCUAGAUGUAGAGACUCUAAAUCGUUAUUUUAUUUCAUUUUACUUCUAUCAGUCAAUCUUUAUAUAUUCGCAUAUGUUAUUAAAUCUUAAUACAGACACAUUGAUAGCCGGCUUAAUACUCAUGGCAAUUGUACAAGUGAAAGUUUUACAACACGAGUUACAGAGUUUAAGGGUUGAUAAAAAAUGGAUCAAAAUGAAUAAGUCGUUCCAAGAUGCUCUUCAGAUAUCAAAGUUGAGAAGAACGUUAGAACAUUAUGAAGAAAUACUAAAAUAUUGUUCCGUGCUCCAAGACAUCCUAAGUGUUACUAUGUUCUUUCAAUUUACCAUAGCCUCAGGACUUAUUUGCGUCAUAUUAAUGUGUUGUCUACUUUUGGUAAUAUUACAAUUCUUUAGUAGCAUUAAUUUGUAUUAG